UUUUGGUCCAGACUCAUCAGUUUGCAGUCAGCUAGCCAAGUGUAAACAGCAAUUCCUUCGGUUGAGUUUACUAAUUCGGUGUUAGAAAAAUCAAGAGACUUUUUGGCGUUUACACUCUGUGCGUGUGUACCUCGAGAAGAUUGUGCAAAAUCAUGUCCGUGAAAUCGGUUGCGCCACCGCAAACCUACUCGCGCCUGUUCCGGCCGUGGGAUGCAACCGAGGGCAAGGAUAGUCUCAGUCCAAGCCCCAGCCCCAGCAAGGAUAGUGACUGUGAGAGUGAUAGAGUGAUUAAGAGUGAACCUUGUGAUAUGGCUAUUCGUGCCCGGCUGGAGCUGGAUAGUCCGGUUUCUUCGGAACCAAAAUCGCCCGCCUACAGUCCAUCGAAGCUGCCGCUGGUUGGUACGCCAGAAAUGGACCCUAGCAGUGCAUUCCUGAAUCACCAAGCGGAUUUAGCGUCGUACUAUUACUACUACAACAACCAGCAGAAACUGGGAGUAGAUCUUCUUCCGCCAAGUUUCAACUUCACCGGACUGCCAAUCGAUCCGAUCACUUACGAACAAAUGGAACAGGAAUACUUACGCGUUCUGAGCGAGGAUGCCAAAGCGAAGUUGCUGAGUAGUCGUAAGCAACGGCCGAAAAAGUUUAAGUGCCCCCAUUGCGAUGUCGCCUUCUCCAACAACGGCCAACUGAAGGGUCACAUCCGUAUCCAUACCGGCGAGCGACCAUUCAAGUGCGACGAACCGAGCUGCGGAAAGACCUUCACCCGGAACGAAGAACUGACGCGCCACAAGCGCAUCCACACCGGGAUCCGUCCGUAUGCGUGUCAAACCUGCGGCAAAAAGUUCGGCCGACGGGACCACCUGAAGAAACACACGAAGACGCACAUGCCCCAGGAACGGUACACCUACGGGUUGGCCCCGGCGGCCAUGCUGAUGCCGAUGUACUCGGCCGCAGCGCACCUUUACGGAUAUUGAGGGUAUCGCUAUCGGCAUUGGAGACAGCCGGGCAGGCAGGAGAGCUGUAAAUAAAGCGUGUAUUGUUGAGUGAUGAACUCUCGGGACCAGUGAAUAGUAGUUUUUAGAUGGAGUCUAUUUAGUGGCGGGACUGAAUUUUCGACCCGUGUAUUUUUUGAUAAAACACUGUUUAUAUAGUUUUAAGGAUUUAAGAGAAAAUAUAAAACAAUUUCUUACUGCGAA
This is a messenger RNA of Toxorhynchites rutilus septentrionalis, 1196 nucleotides long. It is a transcript of the gene hkb, whose product is annotated as early growth response protein 1. Gene Ontology annotation, biological process: regulation of transcription by RNA polymerase II. The record is from RefSeq and is a predicted model, not a curated record. Gene Ontology annotation, molecular function: DNA-binding transcription factor activity, RNA polymerase II-specific; RNA polymerase II cis-regulatory region sequence-specific DNA binding. Bases 153 to 974 code for a protein of 273 amino acids. The transcript is spliced from 2 exons. Lineage: Eukaryota; Metazoa; Arthropoda; Insecta; Diptera; Culicidae.